This is a messenger RNA of Orbicella faveolata, 1191 nucleotides long. RefSeq names its product sushi, von Willebrand factor type A, EGF and pentraxin domain-containing protein 1-like. Gene Ontology annotation, molecular function: calcium ion binding. The record is from RefSeq and is a predicted model, not a curated record. Lineage: Eukaryota; Metazoa; Cnidaria; Anthozoa; Scleractinia; Merulinidae.
UUAUGGAAUGAUAUUCUUGUCAUUAGGCAUCGACAACAAUUCACUGGUGUUGAUCCAGUUGUAUGCCUGGUUAGAAAGGGACCCUGUGCCUUUGCUCAAAUACGUAGCCAAAGCCAACAGCAAGCUUCAAGAGAACAAUAAUGCAAAGCCGUCGCUUGCUUUCAAUCUCUUUCAGUUGCCGCCGAGCAGAGGAAAUACUCCCUGACUUACAAGUCCUACAUAUCUGGAAACGAUGCCAAAACGGUGGAUAACUCGUCCCCGGAAGCCUGCGCGUCAUCAUGCUCGUCGGAAGCUUCUUUCAUCUGCAGGUCUUUUGAUUUUGAUAACUCAACCAACACAUGUUACUUGAGCAGCAAAUCAACGAUUGACAGUGAUCUGACAAGUUCAUCAAGCUAUAAUUACUACGAGCUGAACUGUCUUAAAAGCCUUGGAGUCUCGACAAGCAAGCGUAUUCCUGACGCUGAUAUGACAGCAUCAAGUCAAUACAGCUCCCAGCACGCGCCACUAGGAGGUCGCCUGAAUUUUCAAGCUCAGAUAACUUCUCAGGGGGUCACCACUCAGAUCGGAGGUUGGUCUGCCUUGACUAACGACCAGAACCAGUAUCUCCAAAUCAAGUUUAACCAGAUUUUCCAGAUUACUGGUGCGGCCACUCAAGGCAGAGGAGACGAUGCCCAGUGGGUGAAGAGCUACAAACUGGAAUACAGUACUGACGGAUCAACUUGGACUUACUAUCCAGACACUCUCACUGGUAACACUGACCAGGACACGGUAGUACGAAAUGAAGUCAGAGUGUUUGAAGCCAUGUAUCUAAGGUUUAGACCACAGGAAUGGAAUGGACACAUUUCAAUGAGAGUAGAAGUAUAUGGCUGCCCACAGAGUAAGUAACUUUGCAAACUGUUCGACACAAACAAAGCCAAAGUUAUUUUUCUAGAGGACCGAACAUUGAAGACUUAUUAGAAGUUUUCUGGUUACAGGAUUACCUAGUUACUGCCCUUAUGCCUGCUAGCAUGUAAGGCAGCAACAAAGGUCAGAAGUCAAAGGGAUAUUAAGGUAAAAAAUUAACGGAAUACAGGAUAUUUGAGUGAGAAAUUAAUAAGAUAUGCGAGAUUAAGAUCAGAUAAAACGGUACAUCGAGUAGAAAAGUCGUCAAUUUUUGCAACCGGAAUAAACAGUAGUACAGUACUCAGACAC